This is a messenger RNA of Populus euphratica (Euphrates poplar), 369 nucleotides long. RefSeq lists its product as uncharacterized. The coding region runs from base 1 to 369 and encodes 122 amino acids. Gene Ontology annotation, molecular function: DNA binding. The record is from RefSeq and is a predicted model, not a curated record. Lineage: Eukaryota; Viridiplantae; Streptophyta; Magnoliopsida; Malpighiales; Salicaceae. The transcript has a single exon.
AUGGAGGAGGUGGCAAUGGAAAAAUCAGUGUCCAAGAGUGAUGCAACAAAUAAUCGACUGGAACUUCCGAUGGAAAGCCUUAGCAAUUUCCCCAUCCCUAAUGGUCAAAAUCAUUUCGAAUUUGUUGCAAUGGACAUGGUAGACCGGCCAUGGGAAUUCAAGGUCUCCAUUCGCAACGAGGGAAAAUAUAAGAAGCCUUGGAUGUCAGGCCAAUGGGGGAGCUAUGCUCGUGAGAAAAGGUUGAAGCAAGGAGAUAGAGUUAAGUUGAUUGUGCAAGUGGAGGGAAAUGUUGUCAGGAGUUAUCGUAUCACGGCUGAAAGAAACCUGACGAUGGGCAUCUGGAUUCCAGUUGAAGAUUUUGCAAGCUAA